Molecule: messenger RNA, 1469 nt
Organism: Arabidopsis lyrata subsp. lyrata
Lineage: Eukaryota; Viridiplantae; Streptophyta; Magnoliopsida; Brassicales; Brassicaceae
Product: U-box domain-containing protein 4
Exons: 2
Coding region: 293-1243 (316 amino acids)
Cellular component (GO): nucleus; cytoplasm
Molecular function (GO): protein binding
Source: RefSeq, a predicted model, not a curated record
UAUCAAAAGGAGAGAAAUUAUUAAUGUAUUAAAUUAUUGAUAUAUCAUUAACACAAGCACUUGUGGUGGAACUUGAUUAGAUGUUUAAAAUACAUUUUUGGAAACCAACAAUAAAAAAACUCAUAAAAACACUCAUUCAACAUCAAACCUAAAGGAAAUGAAAAUGUCAACGUUGAGGCAGAGAGAAGUAUUUGAGUAUAAUGGAAAUGUCAAACAUGUACAGAAAAAAUGAAAAUGUCAUCGAGGCAGAGAAUUGUUCGACAUCUGACCUUUUAAGACGUCUAUGUGAGAGAUGAGAUUGGAGCCAGUUUUUGCAACCACCUCGUUUUGGCGUUUAAGACCUUUGAGUAUGACUAAUGAGGCAAAACGCAAUCUUUCUGAUGUUGAAACGCAAGUUAAGAUAUUGGUUGAGGAUUUGAAAAACGAUUCAGCAGAUACUCAAAGAAACGCAACCGCAGAACUCAGGUUGCUAGCGAAAUAUGACAUGGAUAAUCGGAUUGUGAUAGAAAACUGUGGUGCGAUCGGCUUGCUAGUGAAUCUUCUUUACUCUAACGAUCCGGAGACGCAAGAAAACGCGGUUACCGCGCUUCUCAACUUAUCGAUAAACAACAACAAGAACAAAAGUGCGAUCGUUGAUGCGGGUGCGAUCGAACCGCUGAUUCAUGUCCUAGAAAACGGAGGAUCUGAAGCGAAAGCGAAUUCAGCUGCAACCAUUUACAGCCUCUCAUUGUUAGAAGAAAACAAGAUCAAGAUUGGUAGUUCAGGUGCGGUUGGACCGCUUGUUGAUCUUCUCGGUAACGGUACACCUAGAGGUAAGAAAGAUGCCAUUACCGCGUUGUUUAAUCUCUCGAUACAUCACGAGAACAAGGCGAGGAUCGUGCAAUAUGGAGCCGUGAGAUAUCUUAUAGAGCUAAUGGAUCCAGCGGUUGGAAUGGUCGAUAAAGCGGUUGCGGUUUUGACGAACCUAGCUACGAUACCGGAGGGAAGAAACGCGAUUGGUGAAGAAGGUGGGAUUCCUCUUCUUGUUGAAGUUGUUGAAUUAGGUUCCGCUAAAGGGAAAGAAAACGCAGCAGCCGCUCUUCUUCGACUUAGUACAAAUAGCGGUCGCUUCUGCAAUAUGGUUCUUCAAGAAGGUGUUGUUCCUCCUCUUGUUGCUCUAUCUAAAUCCGGUACUCCCCGAACCCGAGAAAAGGCACAAGCUUUGCUUAGCUACUUAAGGAAUCAACGGCAUGAAAAUGCCUGACGUGGAUAAUGAUGAUGGGGAACUGAGAUUGCACACAUCUUUGCUUCUGAUUGUAAAUUUGUACAAAUAAUUAAUUCCAUUAUAACUAAAGAUUGUUGAGAAUAAAAAAUUUAUUACUAAAUAAAUUGUGUGAUCUAUGAGAAUGGAUUGUUUUAUACAAGAAAGAUACAUAAAACUGAUUUCUUGUCUGAAAGAUACGUGUGGCUAAACAGAAUCAUGAAUAUCC